CCAUGAGCCGCCAAGUUGCGACCGACCCUUUCCCCAUCUUAACUCUUCAUCCCAUCGUCCGUCCAUCGUAUUGGAGGUCAUUCGGUCCAUUGACUUGGCUCUGCUACGACUGCGCAUCUUACGGAACAUCCAUCGGCGACUCUAGAGUGUCUACCCCACCACACAUCCAUCCAAACAUGCCCCUCAUGCGCAAUCCGUUCCGGAACAAGGACGAAACCGUCCGCGUGACGACCAAUGGUGUCGACGACGGCAACACCGGUCUUGUCGCGAGCCCCACCGCCAUCACCAAAGACCAGAAACCCGCCGAAUACCAACUAAGUGAAAUCAACGACAGCGGCGUCUUCGUCCCUCCCUCCCCGACAGAGCAAAAGAGCACCUUCUGGCGCAGCUCGUCAUCAAGAAGUACGACGAGCAGUCGCAGCCGCAGCCUGUUCGACGAAAACGAACCCUUCAACAUCUCCCGCGAAUCCUUCGACUCCUACCGCCGCUCCUUCGACAUCUGCGCCCGCUCCCCCAUCAUCUCCCCCGAAGGCAAGCCGCGGUCAUCUCUUGACUCCCGCACCUUUCUUGCGCCCCCGAAGCACUCCAACUCUUUCCGUCGGCCGGUGGAGGUGCCGGGCACACAGACGGAGGAAGAGCCGGAAGCGCUCGAGGAUGUGGCGCUCGAUGAGCCGAAGCCGCAGCCGAAGAAACGCGGCAUGCUGAGUCGCAUCAUCGAUUCCGACUCGCAUUCCGAGCGGCCGGCCGCGCAGGAUGGCGGCAAGAGUUCCUGGCAUCAUUUUGGUGGCAGGAAGAGGGGUCAGUCGGGCCAGGGCGCGGAGUUGGGCAGUAUCCCGAAGCGCGAGGACACGCCCAAGCCGGAGAGCCAAGUGGGCAAAGAGGAGAGGCCGGCGGUGUCAUCGCCGGAGCUCGUUCAAGCAUCGGCGUAGUUGAUGCUGCGGCGUGAGCGAGGUCGCUGUUGGGUAGCUUCUUGGAACUAGUGGACAGCCUCGACAGACUUUCUGGAGAUGAUGGCGAUUCUGGCGUUUGGAUACAGAGGAACUCGAGUAAGGCUCUCACUCGAGUCAUUGGCGUUCACGGAAUGUAUGUCUACAGGGAACGCGGACAGACGGACGGACAGGGAUCAGCAUUAUGGAUGCACGAGGCUGCCGAAUGCGCCUUGUAUGGGCAAGACCGGAUACACAGGCGAUCAUGGCGGGUGCGGCAAAGAGCGGCACUCUUACAGCUGAACACAAGGUAUCGUAGUUAAUGAUAAUAUGACCAUGGCUUGCUCGUCUGCAGCAAAC
Neohortaea acidophila is the source of this 1286-nucleotide messenger RNA. RefSeq lists its product as uncharacterized. The transcript is spliced from 2 exons. NCBI's taxonomy places the organism in Eukaryota, Fungi, Ascomycota, Dothideomycetes, Mycosphaerellales, Teratosphaeriaceae. The record is from RefSeq and is a predicted model, not a curated record. The annotation marks the transcript as partial.